UUGGGAGGUCUUGUCAAAUUCAAUGUGCUGACGUUGCCUUACUAGUGAGUGAGUGUAGAAAGAUGGCUGCGGCCUUGGUACUCGGUUCUGUGUGUCUCAUGAUGCUCCUGGCUGACAUUUGUGCCCAGGAGAAUACCAGGACCGAGGAGUUCGACGUUAGACCCGGAGGUCUGGAGCACAGCUACACCCUUAGCCUGGGUGAUAAUUCCUGUAUCUUCACUUACGCAGCUCAAGGAGGAACCAAUGAGAAGUGGCAGAUCAGCGUUGGACUGAGUGAGGACAAACAGCUCUUUUCAUGCUCCAUCUGGAGGCCCCAAGGAAAAUCAUACUUGUUCUUCAUGUCAUUUAAAGCAGAAGUGACCAAAGGAAAAAUAGAAUACAGUGAAGCUUAUUCUCAAGGAGCAACAACUAGUCUCAGUGACAUCCCUCUAAAGAGCUCGGAGUAUGACGUGGCUGAUACUACUGUUUCUCACAGACCUGGCUCCUUUUCUUCAUCUCUCUCCAAGCUGCUGAUUGUGGCCAAACGUUCUCAUGAUGAGCUGUGAAGGAGGAUGGCACACAAGGCCCAGGGAACGUGCACAAUUGUAAUACAUGCUAGUUAAGAAGAAAUGAGAAAGGGAUGUUUAUUUUAAUUCAAUACCUGAAUAUUACACAACGCUGAGACACAUGAGUAAGAAUGGGGGACUGCGCAUUCUCAUACCACCAUCUGAAUUUAUUAUGAAGAUUUUCUACCUGUAAAUAAAACUUUUUUGGAUUAAUGUUUUUUUUAUUUUUAAUAUGGUCAUUAGGGAGAUGCAAUUGGGUAGAGAUGGAGAUUUUUAUUUUUGAAGUAUUUAAUGUGUUUGCAGGUGAUGGGUGUUUUUAUACAAAGCAUAAUAAUAUGUAUAGAAAGAUAGAAACUUUUUAUUCAUACAGCAGUAAAAUAUUAAAGAAAAUACAAAAGACAA
Molecule: messenger RNA, 947 nt
Organism: Bombina bombina (fire-bellied toad)
Lineage: Eukaryota; Metazoa; Chordata; Amphibia; Anura; Bombinatoridae
Gene: MYDGF
Product: myeloid derived growth factor
Exons: 6
Coding region: 63-545 (160 amino acids)
Biological process (GO): positive regulation of endothelial cell proliferation; positive regulation of angiogenesis
Source: RefSeq, a predicted model, not a curated record